AUGAACAAUCCUGAUAUGCCUAUUAUAGAAUUUAUUAAUCGAUGGUUAAAAUUAGCAAAUUUAACAAAUUUAGAAAGGUUAUCAAAUAUAAAUAAUGCAUUCAUUGAGAUAUUUGAAGAAUUUUCGUUAAAACAUAUUGUAGCAUUAUACGAAUUAAUUGAAGAGCAAGUUGCUAAUUCAAUAAUUGAUAAAAUUGAAGUCGCUGCUAAUUCAAAAAUUGAUAAGAUUGAAGCUGAUCAUUCAAUAAUUGAUAAUGCUGAAAUU
Messenger RNA from Funneliformis caledonium, 264 nucleotides. NCBI's taxonomy places the organism in Eukaryota, Fungi, Glomeromycota, Glomeromycetes, Glomerales, Glomeraceae. The record is from the annotation of a GenBank genome assembly.